UCUCUGUCUCUGACACACUCAAACACACGCACACAUAUAUACACGCCCUCCACCCCCAUCGCUGCAGUGUCUCAACUGCCUUGGAGCAAACACAAGAGGAUAUAGAGCGCAGACGUUAAUAAAACGGAGGACGAGGGGCGCUGAAUAACGGAGGGAGAGAUGCAUGCGUGUGAGUGUGUGUGCGUGUGUGUGUGAGGGAGAGAGAGACCCUGUGAACAUGAGGAAGAUAUGAAAAUGAAGCAGCAGGACUAAAGGUGGAUUGCAUACAGCCUUUCUCCCUCUGCAUGGGCUUGUCUGCAGUACCUCUUGUAAAUGGAUGCUGGGUGCUUGUGAACAAGACUUGAAGGCCUUCAGCUGUCCGGGGAAAACAUCACAGACCACAGAAAAGAUUUUAUCAGGAGGAUCGAGCGAAACAGGCCACACAGCAGACUGAGAUGUAUGGCUUCAGAAGCCAAUCAAGGGCAACGCACCACAAGAGCCAUGUGGGAGAGUGAGGGAGUUUUGCUGUUUGCACACGUCAAGCUCGAACACUUUCUCUACUGGUGUUCACUGAUUGUUCUCCAGGCCUCCUCCACAGCUAUUUCUCAGGGGGAGUCCCUGCUAUGAACCCCCGCUCCCUAGGCUUCAGCGUGCAGGCCAGCAUCAGUGCCAGGCACUGUGUGGACAUCCUACCAGUCUGGGUUCUGCCCACACAGGACUUACAGACUGCCCCUGAACAAAGCAUGAGAUACUCCUGAGUCACUCCUUCGUGGUGGCUCUCCUGUCUAUUUCUACACUGGUCUGUCUGCCUCUUCCCUAACAAGCGUCUAGCUUAGUAAAAUCCUCCCAGACGCUCCCCCCAACCUAUUUUGUGCCACCUCUUCAUCAUAAUUAGCUUCCCCAUCAAACAGCAGCACGAGUUCCUUCGUGUUCACCACGUGGUGGAGGACCAUGGGAUGCCGUCAGAGCUCGGAGGAGAAGGAAGCGGCCCGGCGCUCGCGGCGAAUCGAUCGCCACUUGCGCUCCGAGAGUCAAAGGCAGCGGCGUGAGAUCAAGCUACUGUUGCUGGGCACAAGCAACUCUGGCAAAAGUACCAUUGUUAAACAGAUGAAAAUCAUCCACAGUGGCGGCUUCAACCUUGAGGCCUGCAAGGAGUACAAGCCACUCAUCCUGUACAAUGCCAUUGACUCUCUCACCCGCAUCAUCCGUGCCCUCACCACCCUUAAAAUUGACUUCCACAACCCGGAUCGAGCCUAUGACGCCGUGCAACUCUUUGCCCUCACAGGACCGGCUGAGAGCAAGGGAGAAAUCACUCCAGAGCUGCUAGGGGUCAUGAAGCGUUUGUGGGCUGACUCAGGGGUGCAGGAGUGCUUUCAACGAUCCAACGAGUAUCAUUUAGAGGACAACACUGCCUACUAUCUGAACGACCUGGACCGCAUCUCCGCACCUGAGUACAUCCCUACUGUUGAGGACAUCCUGCGGUCCCGCGACAUGACCACUGGCAUUGUAGAGAACAAGUUCACCUUCAAGGAGCUCACCUUCAAGAUGGUAGAUGUGGGUGGACAGCGUUCAGAGAGAAAGAAGUGGAUCCACUGUUUCGAGGGUGUUACUGCAAUCAUUUUCUGUGUCGAGCUGAGCGGCUAUGACCUCAAACUCUACGAGGACAACCAGACGAGCCGCAUGGCAGAGAGCUUGCGUCUGUUUGACUCCAUCUGCAACAACAACUGGUUCACCAACACUUCGCUCAUCCUCUUUCUCAACAAGAAAGACCUGUUGGCUGAGAAGAUCAAACGCAUUCCUCUGACAGUGUGCUUCCCUGACUAUAAAGGUCAGAACACCUAUGAGGAGGCAGCCGUCUAUGUGCAACGGCAGUUCGAGGACCUCAACCGCAACAAGGAGACCAAGGAGAUAUAUUCGCACUUCACCUGUGCCACUGACACCAGCAACAUCCAGUUUGUGUUUGAUGCUGUCACGGACGUGAUCAUCCAGAACAAUCUCAAAUACAUAGGGCUGUGCUAGGACCUGAUGCUGGGUGAGGAGGGGCGGGUGGGUAAAGCGAGCCGCUUGGCAGCAGUUGGCCCUCCAUCAAGAUGGAUAAACAAAAGGCAUGUCUGUCUGCCCAUGUGUUUAUCACCUAAAAGCGGAUGGCGAGAAUUGUGAAAGAAGUAAGAAAAUGAGUGAGAAGGUCAGGGACUUUUGCCCAGUGUGUUUGCACUGAAUAUGAGUAUGCAGAGACACCCAAACAUACACACAGACACACCCCCAAUACGCAACCCUAUGUUUGCUCACAAACAAGAUCUUUUGAUCAAUAGUCAAGCACUUGUUUGUCAAGGCAACAUUGGAAAUUUUAGACAGCUACCCCAACCCGCCUGCCAAACCUGAGACUGAGAAGCAGGUCUGUGCUGGUGGUUUUCAGUUACGUUUGUCUCCUUUAUUUCAUUUGCCUGAUUCAAUUAAUGCUGCUUUACAAGAAACGUUUUGACAGAAUCAAUGCUCUCUUUUGAAUCUUCACCCCAGCUACAGGAACCAGUGAGUGCACUGAAUGAGGAAUAGAGAUAGCCUGUAUUUCUGAGAAAUAAUUGUCAGUAGCCAUGAUGUCACAGGGUUUCUGCCUAUAAGAGGAAACUGCCACAGUCUAAACCUGAAGUGAAACAUAUUUUCUACACCCACUAUUUCUGUUUUGCCCCGUCAAAUCUCUAGUGUUAUUCUUUUCCCCUCUUUCUUUUAUGUAUUUUGUGCUCAGAAAAGAAAAAUGUGUCUCUUAAACCUGCCUUUUAUAGCAGGUUACUGACUUCUAAUACCAGGAGUGUUACACUCUUUAGAGUCAAAAGUAUUCUUGAUGAUCAUUCCAGUUUCCAGCAAGAGACAACAAAAACAGUGCCAAGAUCAGUUUGUAAAUAAAAUGAGAUCCCAUUCAUCUUGGGUUUUUUAAGUUUUUUUUUAAUACAUGAAAACAUGCAUGAUUCUGUUAUUUUGGGAUGCUGAUGUAUCUUUCUUUGGGAUUAUGUUUUUCCUUUUCUUAGGUUUAUUAAUAUAUUCCCAAAUAUAUAAAUAUAUAUAUAGAUAUAUAUAUAGAUAUAUAUAAAAGUCAAACACUGUGUACGAUUGUACAGUUGUCAGAGAGGAUUCUAUUGAAAAGAGUUAUAUCAAUAUAAUAACAGUGAUUAUGAUGUUAUGUUGACAAUAAUGAUGAAAAGAUGAUGAUAGUGGUGUUGAUGACAAGGAAAACUGCACCAUGGAUCAAUCAAGACUGUAGAAGAAUAUGAAAAUGACGACGCAAACCCCGAAAGAUCAAUAAUUCCUACAUUAACCCAAGUGAAAAUUGUUCAACAGUCAGUCAGUCAGUCAGUCAGUAUGAUGUGUAAAUAUACUUUGUUCAAUCAAAUGAAAAAAAGGUUGAGUUGUGAUACUGUAAGUAAGAGAAAGAGGGAGUGAGAGAAAGGAGGAGAAAAAACCCACUCCACUCCUCUAACCCGUUCUUUUCAGCUUAGAGGGUGAUGUGCAAACAACUCAGCUAAGGGCUUCAGGCUUGACUUUAUGGGAUGUCCACUCUAACAAAAGACAAAAUGGUUAAAAAAGAAAUAUAAAAAGGACAACAACUAUGAAUAAAACAACUUAUGCAAAUUUC
Messenger RNA from Betta splendens (Siamese fighting fish), 3607 nucleotides. RefSeq names its product guanine nucleotide binding protein (G protein), alpha z polypeptide (gene gnaz). NCBI's taxonomy places the organism in Eukaryota, Metazoa, Chordata, Actinopteri, Anabantiformes, Osphronemidae. The record is from RefSeq and is a predicted model, not a curated record. Gene Ontology annotation, cellular component: heterotrimeric G-protein complex. The coding region runs from base 931 to 1998 and encodes 355 amino acids. Gene Ontology annotation, biological process: adenylate cyclase-modulating G protein-coupled receptor signaling pathway. Gene Ontology annotation, molecular function: GTP binding; G-protein beta/gamma-subunit complex binding; GTPase activity. The transcript is spliced from 3 exons.